Messenger RNA from Stegostoma tigrinum, 4526 nucleotides. Its product is annotated as CD83 antigen. Lineage: Eukaryota; Metazoa; Chordata; Chondrichthyes; Orectolobiformes; Stegostomatidae. The record is from RefSeq and is a predicted model, not a curated record. The coding region runs from base 356 to 964 and encodes 202 amino acids. The transcript is spliced from 6 exons.
GUCAGAAAUGUUACAAUAACAAGUACGCUGCAGCUCUGACAGAUAAGAAUGCUAUUGCGUUACUACAGAUGAAACAGAAGCAUGCGUGCAGCAUGAUAAAUGAAUUAAACAGAUGCGGCAAUACUUUUUCCGAUCCCAUAAUUUAUCUUUUCACUCAAAUAGCACAUGGUGCAACUUCCGCGUUCUAGUGACAAAAAAUUCUAAAGAUUGACAGAUCAGGGCCAGACUCAAAACUAAAGCGAAAUGAGAUCAUUUCGAGGAAAACGGAACUUAAGAAAGAAACGAAACCAGGUUGUCGCCGCCUCCUUUCAGCUGCUGAACUCUGCUUACUUUCCGCCUACCUGGUGCUGUCAACAUGGGUUUUCUGUCCGGCUCCAAUCUGAAGCAAUCUGUGUUUCUGAUAUUACAGCCAGCAGUACUGUUUUAUAUGGGUGCAGAAGCUGUAACAGAAGUACUUACCAGGCUUGGUGACAUUGCAAAGCUGCCCUGUGAUGCUCCAGGUGAAUCUGAAGUUCAGUACAGAGCUAUCAGCUGGUACAAGGUAGCUGAUGAUGGGUUCAGUUUAUCUGGAAUUGUGCGAAGGGAUCUCAAAGAGAACAUUGUCUGGAGGUAUCGGGGUUUCAAUAGAUACAUUGACGUUAAUUCUGCCAGUCCGUAUUUCUUGACAAUUUACAACGUCAGCAGUGAAGAUUUUGGAACAUACCAGUGUUCUGUCUGGGCACCACUUGGAGAGCAAAAUGUAAAGGGAAAUGUGAGACUGCAAAAAAUGCGUGAAUCUAACCAGUUUGAAAGAAUAACCAGGAAUAUGCUGAUAUUCAUCAUAAUGGCAAUGUGCCUGCCUCUCAUUCUAUGCAUGUACUUUGUGUACGAGAAGUAUUCCAGAGCAGUGGAAACAUGUGUAAAAGAAAUGAGCAAGACAAUGAAGCCAUUUGGGGACAAUGUGCCCUCUUAUACCAAUAUUUAAUGCUGAAACCUAAACAUGAGAGACCCACAGCAUCGUGAAAGGUCGAGUCUGGAUUGCACUGCGCAGCAUAAAACUAUUGAAGGCUGCACAAAUUGAUGGGAUGAAAGAGUUUCUCUCUUUACACAAUGAGAAAGCUGAAAUUGAAAUGAGAUUGAGCAUUCUCAAUGCAGUUGCUCAAGAGUUCACAACAAUAUGGCCUGGAUUUUCUACUUCUCUAAUAGAUUAGGGAUAUCAAUGGAAAAUCUCUGUACUACCAAACCAUGAUUUUCAACAAACUGAAAAGCAAAUAGGAUUUCCUGUUGUGUGCUGAUAGGUGGAAAACCUAGGCCGACAUUUCCCUGAAUGAAUGCAAAGUCAGCAGUCACAAUACUACAGCCUAGCUCCAACUGAUUGGUUUCACCUCAAUUCAUGUCCUGAAUAGCAGUCCCUCUAAUUUUCUUACUAGCUGCCUGGUCCUCUGAGACACUUGUGCAGCGGCAGCUUCUGGAACUGGAAGUCAAUGCCAUGAUUGGCACAUCAACACAGAUUAUCAUGCGCGGAACAUGAGUGGCUGUAUAUGCAUAAUUUAGAGGGAAUGUUGAUCCCGAGUUCACUAGCUUCUUCUAAAACCUGGAGCUUGGACUGUACAGUCUCAGGCUUAAAUGCAUUUCAUGAUUAACUGUAUGAGUUGCUGAGAAAAUCAUGUAUGCAGAGUUGGAAAAAUAGCGUCACAUUUUGGAAGUAUAUUGUUGAGUUCAGCAUUUGUGGUGCAGAUGUUUUCAAACUGGAGCUCAUCAACAAAAAACAAAACUUGUAUUUCUCUUGGCAUGUGGGUCUGGACCGGCUUAAGUAUUGACCACAAAAACGUAUUUCAUUGUGUUCAGGAGAAUACCACACAUGAUAGAAACCCGAAAUGAGACGGAAGAAUGCAGCAAAUGCAAGGAUGAGGGUUGAACUGACAAUAAUAAUAUAAAAUUAACCAGUGAACUGCAGAUGCUGGAAAUCUGAGCCAUAAAAGAAAAUGCUGGAAGAAUUCAGCAGAUCUGGCAGCACCUGUGAAGAUAAAAACAGUUAACAUUUCAAGUCCAGUGACAUUUCUUCAGUUCUGUUUGUUCUCUUCACAGAUGCUGCUUGACUUGUUGAGGUUCUCCAACACCUUCUGUUUUUGAUAACAUGAUCAUGUUCCCUGCACCUUCUUUUUCAUGGAAAAGAACUGUAUUAUUUAACUGGUCAUAUGUAUUUGAACUGUAUGUGAAAUACACCAUGGAAGAUUAGCUCUCAGACAUCCUGAUUAACAGGGAAAUAUUUGAUGUGGUUGUGGUAGGUUUGAUGUCAGUCAAUACCAAGGACAAAAAUGACUACUACAGUUAGAAGAGCCAGGCUCAGACAGUCUGAACAUUGUAAGUAUUCCAGCCAAAUUGCACUGAUCAUGGUGUGAAGUGGUCCGCUGUCAGAAAGAAGAUCAGGAAUGACUGACAUGUUUCAUGGACCAAUAGUUCUCACCAGCAGAAUCAGCCAUUUGAGGAUUGUAAUUUAUUGGCCAAAUCCAAGGGGUGUUGUAGCUAGGAGGUUAAGGUAACUUAAGGGUAACAACAAAUUCCAUUGAUUUGGGUCUGAAUUGAGUAACGUUUGAGCAGUAAAAUGAGAUUUUGCAAAUAGAUUAGCUAAUAUAUCAUGGUGACUUGUGUAUGUUUUGGGUACAUCCUUUGUAUGAUGCAUUCAAAAAUGUACUGGCCUAGAAAUUCAGCAAACCUUUCACUGCUAAAUAAUUUGUGAGCCUAAAAACUGAAUGUGCCAGCAUUGUAUUUUGGAGUGGAAACCAAAAGAACAGUGGAUGCUGUAAAUCAGAAACACAAAACAGAAGUUGCUGGAAAAGCUCUGAAGGUCUGACAGCAUCUGUGAAGAGAAAUCAGAGUUCAUGUUUCUUCAGGAAGGGCCACCAUACCUGAAACGUUAACUCUGAUUUCUGUUCACAUGCUGCCAGACCCGCUGAGCUUCUCCAGCAACUUCUGUUUUUGUUUGUAAUUUGAAGUGUCUGUUCCCAGUGCAUUUGCAAUGGUUCCUAAAGCCAUUAACACUUGAUUUCCAAGAUGCUAUCGAACUGGACUAGUCGGUCUACAGUUGGUAUAGACUAGUUUAGAUGCAAUGUUUUACGUAGGGUGUACAGACUUUUGAUGUCUAAAGUCAAACACCCUUUUUAUGAAGAUGUACCCUUUGAAUAGUCUUUUAGAGGCUAGGUAAUUAGCUACAAGGUGUUCACAAUCCCCAGCCAGCCAGAAGUGCAGAAAAUUGGACUCUAUAAGGGAAUUGGUAAGUAUAGUAAUAGUAAUGGGAAGCUGCUUGCAAUUGAGCAGGAAUUAAAUGUGAUAAACACUGUGUUUGCUACAGUGGCUACUGGGUGGAGCAGCAGACGCACAUGCACAAAAUUACAUUAAUGAAAAUGAAUUAUUGUCCAGAUUAAUUCAGAUACUGAUCACACUGACUCCCUGAUAUCAAUCUUCAACUGGACUGAUAGAGCAGUUUCCUAUAUAACCAUUAAAAACAAUUUUACCAUUCACUGGAUCUGCAACACUCACUCUGAUUUCUGUCCACAGAUGCUGACAGAACUAUUGAGUUUUACCAGGAAUUUUUGUUUGUUUUUACUUUCCAACAUUUGCAGUUAUUUCUGUUUUUUUAUGUAUUAUGUAUUCUUUGGUUUAAAGUGGAACAGGAGAAUCAUGAGAUGAAAACAGUGAUUCAUGUAAGAUGCACAUUUGAUUUCGGGGAUGGGGUGUUAGUUGAGGUGAUGGGGAGUAAUUGGGUGGUAGAAUUAGUUGUGGAGUUACUAGGUGUAAGAAUAGGUUUUCAUCCAACAUUUUCCUGGGUACAUAAUACAUGAAAGUACUGCAGAACUGCCUGGACUCUCCAACUCUAACUCCAAAAGUCAUUGACAAUCACAGAUGGUCCAGGGGAGCAGAGGAACUAUUGAUUGGAAGUUUAAAUUUCUCAGGCAUUUCCCACAUAGACCCACAUAUCAGGAAUUCCUCAGUGUCCUUACGAACAUCCUGAAUGUUUGGUUUCUGAUGCUAUAGAGAUUUGGCCAAAUAAUUAGUUGGAGUUGCUAUUGAUUGACAACUCUAAUCAAAUUACAGAUUUAAUAUUUGCUAUUACAAAUACAGGUGGCAUUGUGCUCAGUGGUUAGCAUUGCUGCCUCACAGUGCCAGAGACCCGGCUUCAAUUCAAGCCUUGUGUGUCUGUCUGUGCAGAGUUUGCACAUUCUCCCCAUGUCUGAGUGGGUUUCCUCCGACAGUUCAAAGGUGUGCAGGUUAUGUGGAUUGGCCAUGGUAAAGUGCUUGUAGUGUCUAGGGAUGUGCAGGCUAUGUGGAUUAGCCAUGAUAAAUGUGGGGGUUACAGUGAUAGGGUUGGGAGAAGUUCUGUGUGGGAUGCAGAACUGAUGUACCGAGUGGCUUAUUUCUGUUCUAAAGUAGUUUUAUGAAUCCAACUGGCUGCCAAUAUAAUUAGCAGAAAGUUUUACAAGUGUCUGAUACUGAUUUUGAUUUCUAUUAGUAACUAAACACAAAAGCACGUAGAAUGAUACAAAAUA